This is a messenger RNA of Paramecium octaurelia, 553 nucleotides long. The record is from the annotation of a GenBank genome assembly. NCBI's taxonomy places the organism in Eukaryota, Ciliophora, Oligohymenophorea, Peniculida, Parameciidae.
AUGAUUCAUAAUUCAUCAUCGAAUUUAUAAGUAUAAUCAAAAAAGGCUUGUCCAAUAAUUUAAUAAACCUAGGAAAUAUUAUAAAUAGAUGAUAAAAGAAUGAGAAUAAUAAUAGUUAUCAAAGAUGAAAAGUAGACAAUCAAAAAGAAAUUAAGGAUCUCUAGUUAAAGUAAUUAAUUCUAGAAACUAAACAAGUUAAGGAAUACUAAAAUGGCAUUUAGAUAAGAGAACACGUAGGCUUUAGAGGAUUACACUAAGGAAGUGAUUGGCAAUUUAGAGGAAUAGAAAGAGAAGAUAUAACAAUUAUAUUGAUCUAAGAAUAGAGAGGAUUUAUUAAAGGAAUCUAGGCAAAUUUAGGUACUGAUUGGGCAGACUUUUAGAGAAAGACAAUAUGUUUUCUAGGCAUUCAGAUAAUUGAUGAAGGGGGACUUUUUGGAAGUGAAGGAAGAUGAGGGACUUAGAUAUAUAACAUUUAGAUGAGGAGUAACAAGAAAGUAGUGAGGAGGAGGAGCAAGGGUUUUUGGAGGAGUUGGAAGAAUAUAUUGAGAUUUGA